AUGACAGCAAUAAACAUUCGACAAAAAAAUGCUGACGACAGCAAUUAUGAAUCGGAAUGGAUGACGACCGAUAAAUCAAACAAACAUCUAUUAAUUUUGUACCUCUAUCAAACAGGCUGUGCGGCAAUCAGAAUUAUUUUCUCUAGUCUAUCAGUGCACGUACACCAACUAUACUGCUUCCACUAUACGGCAUGCAGCGAAGAUCUACCCAAGACAUUCGGGUGGGACUUCUUCUCGCUUGAGGAAGAGUUCCAACGACAGGGAGUGCCUAAUAAGCAGUGGAUCAAAAGCGACAUUAAUUCAAACUAUCAGAUUUGUAACACGUACUCAGCUCUCCUUUGGGUACCUGCGGGUGCCUCGGAGCAACAGCUAAUUGAGUGUUCACGGUUUCGAUCGAAGGGUCGUUUACCAGUUUUGACCUAUUACCACAAAGUCAAUGGAGCAGCUAUUUCCAGGUGCUCCCAACCGCUGUCAGGAUUCUCCGGUAAGCGAAGUCCGGAAGACGAGCAGGUGUUUGAUUGUAUUCUCAAGGCCAACACGAACCCAAACAGCCACUUCCUAUAUAUCGUCGAUACUCGGCCAAAGGUGAACGCAUUCGCACAACGGAUGGCAGGAAAGGGAUUUGAAAGUGCGGUGUUUUACGAGAAAGCCAAGUUUCAGUUUUUCGGAAUCGAGAACAUUCACGUGAUGCGAGCUUCAUUGCAGAAGCUCCUUGAAGCCGCUGAGAUGAGGACCCCAAACCAUGGGGCGUUCCUUGCUAUGCUUGAAAGCUCAGGCUGGCUCAAGCACAUUCGAGCAGUACUGGAAACUGCUUAUUUUGUUGCAAGACAAAUCGACUAUGGUAUUAGUGUGGUGGUCCACUGUUCGGAUGGUUGGGAUCGAACGGCACAGACUUGCGCUUUAGCCUCGCUACUUCUAGAUCCGUUCUACCGUACUUUUAAGGGUUUCCAAGUACUCAUAGAGAAAGACUGGCUUUCAUUCGGUCACAAGUUCAUGGACCGAUGCGGCUUCAUUCAAGGAGAUCCAAAAGAGGUGGCGCCAAUUUUCACCCAAUUUGUGGAAGGUGCCUGGCAGCUUACUCAGCAGUUUCCGUCAUCAUUUGAAUUCAAUGAGCGUUUUCUUAUUACGCUACACGAUCACGUCUAUUCAGCGCAAUUUGGGACAUAUAUUGGUAAUUGCGAACGCGAUCGGCGCGACUUGAAUGUUGCCCAGACCACCUACUCGUUGUGGGGUUAUUUGGCCAAUAAUGCAGACGCGUACCGCAAUCCACUAUAUCAACCUGAGCUAGACGGCGGCGGACUCUUGGAGCCCUGCUUGAAUCCGCAGGCAAUUCGUUAUUGGCGGGGCAUGUAUAACCGUUUCGAGUUAGGAGUGCAUCCCCGGGAGCAGACAGGGGAUUUGCUCGCCGCAUUAAAAGAUCACUCGACCAGUAUGCGUGACCACGCUGAUUACCUUCGGCAGCAAAUUGACGCACUAAAAUUGGAGCUUGGUAACUCUCGACUGGGUUCUUAUGACCUUACGUUGGAAAAGAGCACAGAAAACGCUCAGUCGGUGAAAGCAACUCAGGAAGAGACUUCGUAUAAAGCAGCGGCUGGCAACGACGGCAAAGAAAUUGACAACAAGAACCAAGAGGAGAUAAUCAGCUACGCGAACCUCUCACAUCCGCUUGCCGUUCUCGAUGAGCACAGUAACACUGCCUACUGCAAUAAUGUGAAUAAUCUUAAUGACUGUGAUAGCAGUAGUGGGUGGAGGAGCAGCAGCGGCGUAAUGGUAGGAAGUAAUACCGAGCCAAGAGUGCCGGCAAUAGAGACCGCUGAACGACAGCAAAGGCAUUGCCAACAAGAGCAGCAGGAACAACAUCAGCAGCGCAUAGGGUCGAUAGCCCUUGAAUGGGCUUCACUUAGGAAGUCUGUGAAUUGUUCAUGCACUUUGCCGGUCGAUUCAGCCUUAAGGAAGUUCCAUUGUUGGAGUUGCGGAGGCGUAUUUUGCGGGCGGUGUUUGGACCGGCAGCUUGCCUUGCCUGGUCACCUAAGCGGGCGGAGUGUCACCGUCUGUCGAUGCUGCUUUAAGUCGCUUACUAAAUCCAACUCGAUGGAAUACGAUAACAAUACGUAACACGUAUUAUUUACUGAUAGCCAAAGAACAUCUUGAUAUUGUUUUGUGUCGCCACUGACGGCCAUUCCUGGGCGGUAAUGGUAAUUGUAAGUGUCGGCCCUUGACCAUUUAUAGGUGUGGGACAUUUUAUGCUGACUGUUAUCAUUGAACAUCGAUUCUUCCUAAACCUAAGAAAACGUCAAAUAAUAUACUGAAUUUCUAGUAAUGAUAUAAGCCCAACCUCGAUAAAUGAACGAAGGGGCCCCUAUUAGCUGCGGUUGGACUUCGCUUAUUGCCUCAAAGAUUUACUAUAAUGUUAAUUAAUAUAUACAGAAGUCAGCUUCUACCGAAGAAACAAUUCACGCGAAGCAGUCAACAAAAGACACUGUCAGCCGAAAAAGAACGGGUGAUGGGAACGAGCAUAAACCUGAAUCAUAAGGACAAGCGUCUGCAAAAAAUCAUGCUUUCUUUUUAAUCUUGAACCUUUGGGAAACUUUUCCCCAUUUAAAUCUAUAGACAAAAAAAUAUCUUCGACUAUACUUCCUUGAACAAAGUAUGUUCUUUUGUCCCGCUUAAAAACAUACUUACCACAGAUCAAAUGCGGGAUCAAGUGCAAAAGGAUCGCACACUUUAAAUUGAGUAGUCUCGAGUAAUACUGUUUUUUUAAUUUUCUUUAAUUUUCUAAGUAACUUCUUCAAACCUUUUCCUAUUCCACAUUCGAUUACAAACAUAAGUAAUAUUCAUGUUCUUCUAAUUUCCAUGCAUCACACCGUGAUCUUCUAAAAUACAAAGCCAACCAUGCACUUACUCUGUGCAGACGCUAAAAAAUCAAGUGGAUACGGUAAUACCAUGAAAGGCUGAGCACGGAAAGUUGAAACUUCAAUACCUAAAAUUUGCUGGCGCAUAUUCUGAGGAAUAGCAGAACAAAGUGGAUGAAUGAUGCAUUUUGUUCAAACAAAUUAUAUAAAAUAAGUCAAAUAAGCUUUUUUAUUCGUUUUGCCCAGCCUUAAAUAGAUACCUCAGGACAGCUCACUAGUGGAUGCCAUGAACGAAAUGGGCAGGAGUUAAAAGAAACAACUCAAGCGGUACUUUUUUUUGCUCCUAGGCUAUACAAUGCAAGGGUAAGAUAAAUGACUUCUACAUCUCCUUUAGCGAGAAUCGCAAUCUUUUGCAUCAAUUUAUGGCAAGAAACAAAUUUAUAAAACGCGUUAUAGUGGCAAAGGAAAGCACGAGAGCAAGGCGCGAUAUAAGAGCAUGUUGUUGUAUACAUCAUUCUAAUAAUAGCGUCGAUUGACGGUUGGCUCAUCAGCCAGAACAGAAAGACAUCACAACAGAAGGAAAAGAUGCAACAAGAACAGCACGCUCUCGAACUAUAGUACUAUAAACAGUAGCGCAGUUCAAUAGUCUCCAGGGGGUCGCUUUUUAUAUAUAUAUAUAUAUAUAUUGUGGUUAUUCUGUGUGAUAAAGCGUUUAGCACAAGUAAAGGUAUUAAGAAGGAUAUAACAGAGGUGAAUAAAAAAGAGAACACGCUAAAAAAAUCAUUUUAUAUAUAAAUCGGCGAUAAUUAAAAACGCUUCUGAAAUUUAGUUUCCCUUUUUAAAAUUAAAAUUAUACCUCAUAAUUGCACUAAUGGCAUACUGUAUAGGAACAAACGCCUGGCAGUACGAAGACAAAAAGGCACCAUGUUGUGAACAUCCGGCGACUAAUCAUUAUUAAUGGUUAAAUAAAUAUGGGUAUAAUUGUUACAAACGA
This is a messenger RNA of Varroa destructor (honeybee mite), 3846 nucleotides long. RefSeq names its product Myotubularin related protein 6 (gene Mtmr6). Gene Ontology annotation, molecular function: phosphatidylinositol-3-phosphate phosphatase activity; metal ion binding; phosphatidylinositol-3,5-bisphosphate phosphatase activity. Gene Ontology annotation, biological process: phosphatidylinositol dephosphorylation. Lineage: Eukaryota; Metazoa; Arthropoda; Arachnida; Mesostigmata; Varroidae. Gene Ontology annotation, cellular component: cytoplasm. The record is from RefSeq and is a predicted model, not a curated record.